Messenger RNA from Desarmillaria tabescens, 528 nucleotides. RefSeq names its product peptidase C14, caspase domain-containing protein. Gene Ontology annotation, biological process: proteolysis. The annotation marks the transcript as partial. Gene Ontology annotation, molecular function: cysteine-type endopeptidase activity. NCBI's taxonomy places the organism in Eukaryota, Fungi, Basidiomycota, Agaricomycetes, Agaricales, Physalacriaceae. The transcript has a single exon. The record is from RefSeq and is a predicted model, not a curated record.
GUUUGGGCGGUUGUCAUUGGAAUUGACGGGUAUGCAUACUACCCAUUGCGCGGCUGCGUGGCGGACGCCUUAACAAUAAAACAAUACCUUGAAGAAGACCUUCUCGUGCCAAAGGAACGAAUCCAAUGUCUUCUCGGAUCGGCGGACCGGAGUGACAAUUCAAACGCUCCUUCCUCCACCCCUUCCCGGGCAAACAUUCUAUCUGUUCUUUUCGGUCUCGCCACCAACCAUAACAUCGAGCACGGCGAUUCCAUCAUCAUCUUUUUCGCUGGACACGGCUCUCGCUACCCGUUGUCAGACGACGACGACGAGCCCGAUUUCGACGAGGAGCACGAUAAUGAACGCUCUCGUAAAUUCGUCGAGGUGCUUUGUCCAAUGGAUCGCAAUACCCGGGCCGACGGUAGUGGGGCGCUCAUCCCUGAUAUCACCGACCGAGAGCUCAACACUAUCCUCUCCCAAAUCUCUCGUACGAAAGGGCAUCGGAUUACCAUCAUUCUGGACUGCUGCCACGCAGGCAGUGUCACUCGA